Mercenaria mercenaria is the source of this 3695-nucleotide messenger RNA. RefSeq names its product KH domain-containing, RNA-binding, signal transduction-associated protein 2-like. Gene Ontology annotation, cellular component: nucleus. The record is from RefSeq and is a predicted model, not a curated record. Gene Ontology annotation, molecular function: mRNA binding. Gene Ontology annotation, biological process: regulation of alternative mRNA splicing, via spliceosome. NCBI's taxonomy places the organism in Eukaryota, Metazoa, Mollusca, Bivalvia, Venerida, Veneridae. The coding region runs from base 74 to 1399 and encodes 441 amino acids. The transcript has 9 exons.
CGCACAAGCGUUACGCCAUUUUGAACAUCGGAGCCCGGACAAAGAAGCACACCACACGAGAAACUUCAGAAAUAUGGAAGGCGAAGAAACCAAUCAGUCCCCAUACGUAACAGAAUUGAAAGUAGAACUUUCCAAGAUUAAUAAUGAUGACUUUGUGCAUGCAACACGGCUUCUUACCGAAGAAACAAAGAGGGUGGAAUCUGGAGAUAAGUACAAAAAUGUACCACUAGUUGAGCUUCAUCAUGACAGACCACAUAGCAAUGCUGUUAAAAUCAGGAUUCCCGCAAAGGAAUUUCCAAGGGUAAAUUUCUCUGGAAAGUUGCUUGGACCUAAAGGCAGUACCCUUAAACAGCUCCAGCAAGAAACUGGAUGUAAACUUUCAAUUCUUGGAAAAGGGUCGAUGAGAGACAAAAAUAAGGAAGAAGAGCUAAGGAAAGAAGGUGGCAAGUAUGCACAUCUGAAUGAAGAGUUACACCUGCUUGUGGAGUGCUUUGCAGAGACCGUAGAUGCCUAUGGAAGGCUUGCCAAUGCAAUUACCAAGCUCAAAGAAUUUAUGAACCCGGAGGCUGAUCCACAGGCAUUGCAAGGCAUGAUGGCUGCUCCAAUGGAAGACAGAGGCUAUUACAAUGGCGAAGGUCCGAUGGGUCGUGGCGGACCUGGUCCAAGAGGAGCUCCAGGCGGUAGAGGAGGCAUCUUGAAUACACCUGGUGGCAGAGGUGCAAUGCCCCCUGGAAGGGGUGGAGCUGCAGGUCCACCAGUUGGCAGAGGAGCCCCACCACCAAGGGGUGCUCUUGCUCCACGAGGAGCUCCAGCUCCAAGAGGUGCACCUGCUCCGAGAGGAGCCCCAGCUCCCCGUGGUGCUCCAUCUAUGCGAGGUGCUCCUCCUCAAAGGGGGGCACCUGCUGCUAGAGGAGCUCCAAUGGGGAGAGGUUCUGCACCACCUACCAGAGGUGCUCCACAAGCCAGUCGAGGACGUGGCAUGCCACCAGCAGUGUCUAUGUCUAGGCCUCCUCCAGCUGUACCAGAGUAUGAUGAUUAUGGAGCAGCAGAGACUGCUUACAGUCAGGAUCCUUAUGCACAAACAUACACAGCACAAGAAACUUAUGAUGAUGGAUAUGCUAGGAGGGACCCAUAUGCUGAGGAAGCUUACCAAGAACCAGUAGCUGCUGCUGGAGAUACACAGUAUUUUGAUUACGGACAUGGAGCUCAGUCAUACACUGAUGACUAUGCAGAUACUGGCAGAGCACAAGUAAGACCACCCCAAACCUCUGGUUAUGAUAGAAGCGCUAUGAAAGCUCCGCCACCUGUCAUGUCUCGUGGUGGACGUGGUGCCAGGACACAUCCAUAUGAAACAGCAGCGAGACCAGGCUUUGCACAAAGUCGAUUCAGCAGUUACUGAGGGCUAUUCAUGUCACCCGGAGAUAUCCAUUCUAUAUAUUGUCAAGUGUUGCAGUUGUACAAGCUAGUCAUCAAAGAUGGAGGUACAUGUUUGCGCAUUAUUGCGUAGAUUUGUUACCAGCAAAAAGAAUCUCCCUUAAAAAUUGUAAACUAGUGUAAAAAUCUUGAAAAAGUAAACCCAAACAACAUACUCAGACUUUGCAUCACUAGUUAAAGAAGAAAUACUAAAUAGUAUCUCUUAAAUAAAGUUCUAAAUCAAAGAGAUAAUGUUACAUAUAUGUAGUUUGCAUGAUGAUGGGUUUUUAUCCGUUUUAAAUGAAAACUUUUAGGUUUUAAUAUAUGGGAACUAAAUCUGGAAAUUUUAAUAAUGUAUAGAUAUGUAAAUAAUAGUGCUUUCCUAGGUGAUGUACUUGAACAAAAUAUUGCAUAUAACAUGUUGGAACUAAAGGGGAAAAACUCCCUGUCUCUGUUACAAGGAAUUAUGCCUAAUCAUUUAUCAAGCAUAAUAGUUGUGUAAAAACAGUAUGUAAAUGUCAGAGUAAUUGAAGAUGUAAAAAGACGGAAAAUGAAUUUUCUUAAACAACAACAACACUGACAUCAGCAUCUCAUUAUUAUAGUUCAAUACUAACUCAUGUGUGUUCUUUGUCGUCAUUUUGUAAAUUCAUUCAUUAAACAAUAAACGCCAAACAGAAAUUGUGUUAAUAUUGCUAAUUAAUCAAAUGUCUUUAUUCAGUUUUAUUUCAGAUUUCAAGCAAAAAUAUGUACAAAGAAUAAAACAAAUACAAUGAUGUACAUGUUCUAAUAAUAAAACAUGAUAUGUAUAUAUAUAUUUUAUAACAUGUUACAAGUUUCUUACCAGAUUGAAAAAAAAAAUGGCAGGCCUACUAGUAAAUGCAUGGAUGUGAAAGCAGAAUCGGCAAUUUGUCAUUGAACUGCAUAAAUAUUGUUUUAAAAAUAUCAACACCUUGUAAAAUAUAUCUGAUACACGUUUCCAUUCAGUUUGAACUUAACCAAAUUUUCAUAAAAUAUGCAACUGUUCCGAAGUGAAAUUUUUUAGCAGAUGUAAUUUAAAAUGCAGGUUUUAAGAAAAAAAAUGAAAUGGUAAAAUUACUUCAUUGAUUUGAUUCUCUAGCUAGAAGGCCUGUAAUUUAUAUAAUAUGUCAUGAUUUUUUUAAUGAUUGUGCAAAGCGACUAAAAGCAAAUGGUAAAUCAUCACAUUGAUUUAUAUCUUUGCUGUCAAAGUCAAAUAGUAAAAAACUAUGAUUCACUAAGCAACAAAGACUGAAGUCUAUUGGUAUGAUAUAGUAUUGUUAACUUUGAAAAGUAAAUUGGAAACAUUGCCAUAAGUAACACUUGACUAGACUAGAGGGGUCAUAAAGCCAAGGUUACACACUGUUGAUUAGAAUCAUGUGUUGGUUCAUAUUUAAAUAUGUUACUGGAACACUUUACCAUGACAAGUGACUGAAACAGACUUAUGAAAAUAUUCAAAUGUGCAAAAAGUUUUAUAUAUUUUGCUAUGCAUGAAUAACCAAAUGAAGAAAAAAUGUUACUGCACAAAAUUAUUUUUAGCUUGCCUAAUUGCAGAGUGCCCACAGUGAGUUUUUUUUUUUGGAUUGUUUAAUGUGUUGUCAACAAUUUAUUUAAAGAACAAUUAUUAUACAAAACCAAUUAUAAAAAACAACAGGAAUCCUUGGGUGGUUCUGUUUGAAAGGUCAUUCGUGCAAAAUUCUGGUUGUCCUGGCACUCAAAAGAAAUCUUCCCAAAUGCAGGUUAUUUCACAGCAAUGUGUCUUUGGGUAACCAUCUAUCAAUUUCCUUCAAGUCAUAUUUUAAAAAAAAAAAACAUACACAUUGUUACUACUGGGGGCAGGGCUAGUUUUCUCUGUAUUACUAUUUGGAAAACUUUAAAAAUCUCUUGAAACUGCUGGCCUAGUUUUGAUAAUAAUUUCAUGCAAACUUUCCUCGGGAGACCCUGUACUAAAUACCUUUAUUUAAUUGAUUGUUUUACAUGGGCACCAGGACUAGUUUUCUCUGUAUGGCAAUCUCACAGAAACUGCUGCAAAAUUUCAAAAUAAUUUUUUCAGCAAUAUUUCUUUGGCAACCCACAGUGCUUUCCUUUAAAUCCUUUGAUUUGACUAUAAACAUGGCUGCAAUGGCUUGUUUUUGUAACUGCUAUCCUGAUUAAAUAAUGAUUUCACACAUCUGAUCCUUAGUAAGGCCUCUACCUAAAGCAUUCAAACAAGCUGUAAAACUCUGGUGAGCAAUCUAGGGCUAUCCUGCCUCUUGUUUUGUUUUUUA